AUGGAACGACACAUGAGCAUUUAUUUGCAUCAACAGGAGGAGGAGACAGAAAGCUCAACCACUGCCUCAGUGCUCUCUGUAUCCCGAAUGUCAGACAUUUCAAAUCCCACAAGCCAAACGACGCCAUCAAUAAAUCUGAAUUCUCGUCGAAUGUCCGUGUCACCUAAACAGCAAUCAGCAACUUUAACCGAAAGCAUGCAACUUCUCGAAAGAGAUCCCAAUAAUCCUUAUGUACAUACUGACAUCGGGUAUAUUUAUGCAACGAUGGGACUCUCAGAUAUGGCAUUGGCGCAUAUGACAAAAGCUUUGACGAUAGAUCCGGAGAACGUGUAUGCUUUACGAAAUCGCGGCGAUGUAUAUCAUAAUUUGGACAAGUAUGAGGAGGCGUUGAACGAUUUUAAUAAAGCCUUGCAAAUUGAUUCCGAAGAUGCUAAAACAUUGGCUAGUCGAGGUGCUAUUUAUAGUGUGUUGAACCAUUAUGAGGAAGCGUUGAACGAUCUAACAAAAGCUAUAGGGAUUGAUGAUACCGAUUAUUUUGCAUUCCAUAUCCGUGGUGAAGUUUAUUAUAAACUCGGACAGUACGAUGAAGCGAUUGACGAUUUGACAAAAGCAGUUCAUGGUGAACCAAAAAAUACACAAAUAUACAAUCAUUUGGGUGAUGUAUAUCGUGCUCAAAAUCGUUACGAUGCUGCUUUAAGGUGUUAUAGCAAGUCGUUAGCAAUCAACACUUCAGCAGAAAAUAUUCCAGCAUUAAUAGAACGAGGAAAUAUCUAUCGUCGGUUAAAACAUUACGAAGAUGCUUUAAAUGAUUAUAACGUAAUAUUAGAAAUACAACCCGAAUAUUUACCUGCUCUUCACCAUCGCAGCGAAAUUCUCCGACUUUUGCACCGUAAUAAAGAAGCACUUGUUGAUUUGGAUCAAGCAUUGAAACUUGAACCAAAUAGCGCAUCAAUUUUGUCGACUCGUGGAGAAGUUUAUCGCAUAUUUGAACAUUAUGAUAAAGCAUUAAAUGAUUUGCAGCGUUCUAUUGAAAUAGAUCCAAAGAAUUUUUUUGCAUAUUUAACACGAGCCCGCAUUUACGAUUCUCUGCAGAAAUAUGAUGAGGCAUUACAGGAUUUGGAUGAAGCGAUAAAGCUAAAGCCUGACGAAGUUUUCGCAUUAAGAACCCGAGGGCAAAUAUAUUAUAUGAUAGAUAAAUAUGGCGAAGCAUUAACCGAUUUCAAUCGUGCUUUAACGAUUGAACCUAAUAAUGCAUUCGCGCUUCGUAUGCGCGGUAGACUUUUUAAUAUACUUGAAAGAUAUGAUGAUGCGUUAAAUGACCUUAAUAAAGCCCUCGAACUGAAACCGAAUAAUGGAUUCGCAUUAAGGACGAGGGGAAAAACUUAUUUUGCAUUGAAUCGAUAUGAGGAAGCGUUGACAGAUUUGAAUGCCGCAUUGAAGAUAACACCGAAAAAUGCUGGUGUAUUAAGAACUCGAUCGAGAAUAUAUUAUUUGACUAAUCGCUUGGAAGAAGCCUUAACAGAUAUAGAUGCAUCUUUAUCAAUUGAACCGGUCAAGAUUAACGCAAUUUUGAAUCGAGCUGAAAUAAAUCAACUGCUUGGACGGUUUGACGAUGCUUUGGCUGAUUUAGGCAAACUUAUGGGACAAUAUCAUAACGCUUUGAGCGAUUUGAAUAAGGUUAUUGAAUCUGAACCAUACAACACAUUUGCACUUUCAAACCGAGGAGAAACAUAUCGAAUGCUCGGACGUUACCAAGAUUCAAUAGAUGACUUGACAAAAGUAUUAAAUUUGGAACCAAAUAACGGAUUUGCACUCCGAAUUCGUGGUGCUGCAUAUCGAAUGCUUGGACAACAUCAAGAAGCAUUACAGGAUCUUAAUAAAGCUCACCAAAUGGAUCCAACCAAUGCUUUUGUUCUUAGAAUACGUGGGAAUAUUUAUCGAGUUCUAGGAAAAUACACCGAAGCAUCAUCUGACCUUACGAACUCUUUACACUAUGAACCUAAUGACGUUUUUGCCUUAUGCACGCGUGGGAGAGUUUAUCAAUCGAUGGAUAAAUUUAAAGACGCACUUUCAGAUUAUAAUCAAACACUGAAACUUGAUCCACACAAUGCAUUUGCAUUACGGUGUCGCGGAAAUAUUCUUUAUCUUUCCGGAGAAUAUGAAGCAGCGUUAGCAGAUCUAGAUAAAUCAUUACAACUUGUUCCGGAUAAUGUAUGGUCACUUUGUUAUCGUGGCGAGGUGAAUCACGCGCUUGGAUAUUACGAGAAAGCUUUGAAAGACUUUAAAAAAAGUAUAUCGACAGAUCAGUGGUUUCCUUUAGCGUCACGUGGUGCCUUAUAUCGAUCAAUGAAACGAUACGAGGACGCAUUAUCUGAUUUCAAUAAAGUGUUAAGUUAUCAUCCUGAAGACGAUUUCGAUCAAUCAUACCAAAUUAAAGCAUUGAAGAAUCGUGGAGGAGUCUAUGCAAUCCUUGAAAAAUUCGAUGAUGCAUUAGCGGAUUUAGAUAAAGUUAUUGAAAAAACGGAAGAUGUACAGGCAUUGAUUGAUCGAGCAUUUGUAUAUCGAAAUAAAAGAGAAAAUGAAAAGGCAUUGAAAGAUUUAGAGAGAGUUUUGAAAAUAGAACCAAAUAAUUGGAAAGCUAAUAAGCUUAUAGAAGAGGUGCGUGUCGCCGCUCACAAUGAUUAUUAA
Ambispora leptoticha is the source of this 2688-nucleotide messenger RNA. Lineage: Eukaryota; Fungi; Glomeromycota; Glomeromycetes; Archaeosporales; Ambisporaceae. The record is from the annotation of a GenBank genome assembly.